Messenger RNA from Zingiber officinale, 1203 nucleotides. RefSeq names its product protein PXR1-like. The transcript is spliced from 4 exons. Lineage: Eukaryota; Viridiplantae; Streptophyta; Magnoliopsida; Zingiberales; Zingiberaceae. Bases 124 to 831 code for a protein of 235 amino acids. Gene Ontology annotation, cellular component: nucleus. Gene Ontology annotation, molecular function: protein heterodimerization activity. Gene Ontology annotation, biological process: regulation of DNA-templated transcription. The record is from RefSeq and is a predicted model, not a curated record.
AAACACUUCGUUUCUGAGCUCCAUCUGCUGUGUUUGGGCACUGUAGAGCGGUGGCUAGUGGCUACUCGAAACUUGGGAGGACAAACCCACAGAGAGAUAGAGAGAGAGAGGCAGAGAGCGGAGAUGGCGAACGAGAGGAGUGAUGGCAAGGAGAGCAAGAACGGCGCGAAGAAGGAAGCUGAAGGCCAAAGUAAGGUUGGUAAAAGUAAAGGUAAAGGUUUGGAGAUUGACAUGAAGAAGCAGAUUCAGAGGAAGCCCAAGGAAGAGGCGGAGAAGAAGAAAAAGGAGCAAGUGGUGGUUGAGAAGAAGAAGAUGACUAAAAGGAAGAUGGGCGACGAAUCCUUGGAAAUGGAGAAGAAGAAGAGGAGGAGUACGGUAGGAGCCACUGAAAACUCGGAGAAGAAGGAAAGGAAGGUGAAGAAAGGGGACAUGGGGGAGGACACGGCGAAGAAGGAGAAAAGUAGGAAGAAAAUUGAGAACGUUUCCUCCAUCGCUGACGAUGAAGAAGAGGCCGGUAACGUCUCCUGCAGCUUCCCGAUGAGCCGGGUGCGGCGCCUCAUGCGCCUCGAGGGAGGCAAUGCCAAUGUCACCAUCACCGGGAUCGCUUCCAACGCCGUAUUCCUCGUCAACAAGGCUUCUGAGAUGUUUCUGGAGAAGUUUGUUGAGGAUUCUUAUUCAAGAGGGACGAAGAGGCAAAAGAAAUCUCUCAACUAUAAUGAUCUAUCAUCGACUGUUCAUGGUCGAAAGGGAUACGAGUUCUUGUCAGAUUUUGUCCCAGAGAAGAUGAGAGCUGAGGAUGCUCUGAAGGCAAUGGCAUCAGUUGAAACAUGAUGUUGGCAGAGGUUCAGAAACAUGGGAAAAGGGAAGAAUUUCCAUCAUGGUGACUGAUAGUUUAGGAAUGAUUUAUUGGUUCCGUAUUUAAGUUCUUUCUGUGACCGCUGUCGGUCUGUCGGUCGCCUUCAUUGCUAUUUGUACGAGUAUUAUUUAGAAGAAAAAGGGAUAUGAUUUGUGCGGCAAGAGAAAUUCAUGUUUCCGCCAAUUUGGCCUUUCGUGGAAGGGCAAACAUCUCACUCUGCUCUAUGAAGGUGAUUUUGCAAGAAAAUGAUGCUCGAAGAAUGCUUCGGAUCUCCUAAAUCGGUCAUUCUUGUAGAAGAUGAUGAAAUAAUAGUCUUUUGAAAGAUGGAUGACGAUAUCAUUUUCUAA